Molecule: messenger RNA, 1920 nt
Organism: Oppiella nova
Lineage: Eukaryota; Metazoa; Arthropoda; Arachnida; Sarcoptiformes; Oppiidae
Source: the annotation of a GenBank genome assembly
CACAACCAGAUUUCGUGGACUAUAGAGGACUCGAGCGGUUCGUUCGAUGGCUUACAGCGGCUCAAGACGUUGGGUCUGGCCUUCAAUCACAUUAAAGCCAUACCUAAGCGCGCGUUCACUGGUCUCACGAAUCUGGAAGUUCUCGAUUUGCACGACAACCCCAUCGCUGCCAUACACGACCAGUCCUUCUCGUACUUCAAUCGCUUGCAAGAACUCAGACUUAACUCCACUCAUCUCAUCUGCGACUGCACUCUCAAAUGGCUGCCCAUUUGGCUCAACACUUCCAUUCGCAGACAUUUGAACAUAACUGACGCCAAAUGCAAACACCCGAAGCGACUGCUCAACCAAUCAGUUCUUGUGGUCAAUUCAGAUGAGUUUGUUUGUGAGGACCAUCUCAAGCCUUACCUCAUCGACGACUUCAAACAAAAGGCUGAGAAGCCGUUGUCCGCUCUGAAGGGCGAUAACAUGACGCUCUCGUGUCGGGCGGCGUCCAGUAGUCCAAUGCCUAUGCAUUUUCAGUGGCGUAAAGACAAUCACAUUAUGAACACAUCUGUUGGCAACCUGUUCCUCGAGACCACUGCCAGUGUCCGCAACGGAAAUAUUACUGAAUAUACGGGAAACUUGUUAUUGAGUGACAUUCGCGACGAGAAUGAGGGCCGGUAUCAGUGCAUCGCUACCAACAACUUCGGGACAGUCUAUACGCAUAAGAUUAAGAUCAACGUUCAUGUGAUGCCGUCGUUCACUAAAACACCGUCCAAUGUGACCGUCAAAGUGGGAAACACCGCCCGAUUGGAGUGCGCGGCCAGCGGUCAACCCAUGCCUGAGAUCUCGUGGCAGAAGGACGGCGGCGACAACUUUCCCGCAGCUAUGGAGCGCCGGAUGCAUGUCAUGCCCUCCGACGAUGUGUUCUUCAUCGUAGAGGUGAAGGUGUCUGAUAUGGGUCUAUACACCUGUACGGCCACUAACGACGCCGGCUCUCAGACGUCCAGCACUUUCCUCAACGUAUUAGAAGUGCCGACAUUUGUGCGACCGAUGAGUGAUAAGGAGGCGAUUGUGGGCGAGACUGCUGUCAUCGAGUGUAUGGCCUCCGGAAGUCCUAAACCCACUCUCCUGUGGUCUAAAGACGGCGGUCCCAUCAUUGCAACGGAACGCCAUUUCUUCACAGCAGACAACCAACUGUUGAUUAUAGUGAAGACAAAGGCGUCCGAUGAGGGCGAGUACUCGUGCGAAAUGUCCAACAUUUUAGGCACCGCUAAAGAGUCCAUUUUCCUCGCCAUCACUCAACCCAUCGGUUCCAGUGAUGACAACAGACCCGAAGAGAGCUUUUCAUUGAACACUCUGUUCGAAGAAAACGGCAAAACGAUUGGCAUUAUUGUGAUUGCGGUCUGCAUUUGCAUUGUCUUCACGUCUUUCGUUUGGGUUAUAAUCAUAUAUAACACCAGAAAAAGGAACGACAGCUUCGGUCACAACCGCACCGAUGAGGACGACUCGAAUAGCAGUGAAUUGGAUUCGAUGAGAGGUCUGACGUCGAGGCACAGGCAUGUGAUGAGCAAAGACUUGACUUCCAAUGUGUUCCUACAAAUCAAUUCCGAUGAGACGGUGUCUUUGAACUCUGGGUCCAGUGCUAAGGACAGCGGAACGGGUGAUAGCGCCAGACGUCAGAGUCACGACGCGAUGGACGACACCGUUGACUACGAAGAGAAUCAGGUGUUGUCGCCAUUGUUUGCACCAAACGGUAGUUCCCAACGACGGGAUACCAGAGCUGUUCUCCACAAAGGCUUAAGUAUGGAUCAAAUCAGUGCUAAACGCAAAGUAAAAAGACGUGAUUCGGAGGCCAAGAGUGUCGACAAGUGUACGACAUUUUCGCCGAUUAAGUCGUAUUCAGUGAACGACAUGUUAACUGUUGUCACAGAUGUCUGA